Messenger RNA from Staurois parvus, 548 nucleotides. NCBI's taxonomy places the organism in Eukaryota, Metazoa, Chordata, Amphibia, Anura, Ranidae. The record is from the annotation of a GenBank genome assembly.
CUCAUGCCAGGGUACUAGGUGUAAUCCUGGACUCCCAUCUGUCCUUUCAGCCCCAAAUCCAAUCACUGCUAUCCCCAAUUCAGCCUAUCAUGAAUGCUGCUGCCAGACUCAUCCACCUUACUAACCGUUCUGUAUCAGCCACCCCUCUCUGCCAAUCUCUCCACUGGCCUCCACUCAGUGUCCUCCACCCCUCUCUGCCAUACCCUCCAGUGGCCUCCACUCAGUGUCCUCCACCCCUCUAUGCCAAUCCCUCCACUCAGUGUCCUCCACCCCUCUCUGCCAAUCCCUCCACUGGUCUCCACUCAGUGUCCUCCAUCCCUCUCUGCCAAACCCUCCACUGGCCUCCACUCAGUGUCCUCCACCUCUCUCUGCCAAUCCCUCCACUGGUCUCCACUCAGUGUCCUCCAUCCCUCUCUGCCAAUCCCUCCACUGGCCUCCACUCAGUGUCCUCCACCCCUCUCUGCCAAUCCCUCCACUGGUCUCCACUCAGUGUCCUCCACCCCUCUCUGCCAAUCCCUCCACUAAUCUCCACUCAGUGUCCACCCCUC